Molecule: messenger RNA, 1291 nt
Organism: Pistacia vera
Lineage: Eukaryota; Viridiplantae; Streptophyta; Magnoliopsida; Sapindales; Anacardiaceae
Exons: 1
Coding region: 50-1291 (413 amino acids)
Source: RefSeq, a predicted model, not a curated record
AUUAGUACUAAAAGAGGAGGCCGCGCGCCAUUUUAGCCACCAUCAUCCUAUGGAACAAAGCAACUCGCCCGUUGCUGGAGCCAUUACUUGCUCAGGAUGCAGUCUGAAAAUUGUGUCUGGCAAGGACUACUACCGCUGUAAAAUCUGCCCCUUUUUUCUCCAUCAAGUGUGCUAUAAUAUGCCUCGAAAAACGCGGCAUCCCGGGCACCCUGCUCACUAUCUAAACCUCCUGGUAAUGCCUUCAUCAGCCAAAGGCAGCUUCAAGUGUAAGGCUUGUGCACAAAAUGUGACUGGUUUCUCCUACAAUUGUGCAGAAUGUGGGAUAUUUUACCACAUCUUAUGCUUUGCAGUGCCACUUUUUAUUGUAAUCAAUUCCCACUCUCACACCCUGAAGCUUGAGUUUUCACUUCCAUAUGACUUCGAAUGUGAUUUGUGCCAAGAACCCGGCAAUAAAGGCUGGCUCUAUAGGUGUCACUUGUGCGAAUUCGAUACACAUCUUGUUUGUGCCAUUAACAACCGAAGAGCACAAUCUACUCAUCAUCAAUUGGCUCCAUUUCCUGACCCUUUAACAAGGCAAAUCGUAUAUUCAUCAGCAUCAUCUCUAAUCGAAACCAAUGGAAAAAUGGAAUAUGAUAGCGAAAGCAAUGAGUUGAUGCAGUUAGUAGCUCAGGGAAUCAGGGAAAGAAUGAGGCAAAAGCCUGGAGCCUUCCAAAUAAAGCAAGACAUCUCUGCCAUAACUCCGGAUCCUGGAGAAAGUUUGGAACAUCAAGAUCAUUCAAGUUUAUUAUCUGCAGAUCUGAGUACUUUGACAAGUUAUCAGUUAAGUGACUCGUGUUUUUCGAUAGAUAUAGCGAGGUCUUAUUCAAGUUAUGAUCCUCAGCAAAAUCAAGAAAACAAUGAAGCCGGCAAUAAAAAUCCUGAAGUUGUUCAGGACUCAAAAAACAAGGUUAUGCCCAGAAAUGAUUCGAUGCUUGACAGGAUUACAAGCAACUUGGAACCUGGAAAACAAGAAAAUAAUGGAGCUGCAGGUUUCAGUUUUCAGUACAAAGGUUCACAGAUUAAUCUGCUAAAUGAAUAUUCAAGCCAGAAUAAAAUGAACAGGGAAAAUGAAACCAGGAGCGACUCAGGCAUUAAAGAUCAGAACCCUAUAUCAGAAAGAGUAAGUUCAAUAUUAUUAUUGACUCUCUUUACAUGUAUUAACAAAGCAUUGAUGACGGAAAUUUCCCUGUCUUUUUCAGGAAAAAACAUGUUGUUCCAAGCUCUUUCAGUGCUUCUAUCAUCAAGGAUAUGA